This is a messenger RNA of Dromiciops gliroides (monito del monte), 8297 nucleotides long. It is a transcript of the gene TBL1XR1, whose product is annotated as TBL1X receptor 1. Gene Ontology annotation, molecular function: protein binding; transcription corepressor activity. Lineage: Eukaryota; Metazoa; Chordata; Mammalia; Microbiotheria; Microbiotheriidae. The coding region runs from base 393 to 1940 and encodes 515 amino acids. Gene Ontology annotation, cellular component: histone deacetylase complex. The transcript is spliced from 17 exons. Gene Ontology annotation, biological process: regulation of transcription by RNA polymerase II. The record is from RefSeq and is a predicted model, not a curated record.
CGGCGGCGGCGGCGGCGGCGGCGGCGGAGUCGUCGCGCUGCCCGCCCGGAGCCCAGCCCGGAGCCGAGGCCGCUCCCGCCCGGGCUGCGUGGUCCGACGAGGCGCCUGAGGCCGGCCGGCCGGGGGCACUUGCUGGGCCUCCACUGCGGGCGGGAGGGGCGGCCGAGCCCCGGCCCAGCCCGGCCCAGCCCAGCCCCGGGGAGCGGCGCCAGUAUCAACUCCAUGUGAUUGGAAGUACCAAAUAAGUUGAGCUUCCCCACAUCAAUGUACUGCCAAUGGUGGUGUAAAACCAAAGUUUGUACUGCUACCACAUCAGAGAUUUAUGGGACUUUGAGAGAGUAGUUCUGGGUUAUAUCCUGUGUUGUGACCUCAUGGUUUAAGUGGGAAUAAAGAUGAGUAUAAGCAGUGAUGAGGUCAACUUCUUGGUAUAUAGAUACUUGCAAGAGUCAGGGUUUUCUCAUUCAGCAUUUACCUUUGGUAUAGAAAGCCAUAUCAGCCAGUCUAAUAUCAAUGGUGCCCUGGUUCCACCUGCUGCUCUGAUUUCUAUCAUCCAGAAAGGCCUGCAGUAUGUAGAGGCAGAAGUCAGUAUUAAUGAGGACGGUACCUUGUUUGAUGGACGACCUAUAGAGUCUUUGUCACUGAUUGAUGCUGUGAUGCCCGACGUGGUACAAACCAGACAGCAAGCAUACAGAGAUAAACUUGCCCAACAGCAGGCUGCAGCUGCCGCUGCCGCUGCCGCAGCCACAACCAAUCAGCAGGGUUCAGCAAAAAAUGGAGAAAAUACUGCAAAUGGAGAAGAAAAUGGAGCCCAUAGUAUAGCAAAUAACCAUACAGAUAUGAUGGAGGUGGAUGGAGAUGUUGAAAUCCCCCCAAGCAAAGCUGUGGUAUUACGGGGUCAUGAAUCAGAAGUAUUCAUCUGUGCCUGGAAUCCUGUUAGUGACCUUCUAGCCUCAGGAUCUGGGGACUCUACAGCAAGAAUAUGGAAUCUGAGUGAGAACAGCACAAGUGGCUCGACCCAGUUAGUCCUCCGCCAUUGUAUAAGGGAAGGUGGACAGGACGUGCCCAGCAACAAAGAUGUGACCUCCCUCGAUUGGAAUAGUGAAGGCACACUUCUCGCCACUGGGUCAUAUGAUGGAUUUGCCAGAAUAUGGACUAAAGAUGGUAAUCUUGCUAGCACCUUGGGGCAACAUAAAGGUCCUAUUUUUGCAUUAAAGUGGAACAAGAAAGGAAAUUUCAUCCUCAGUGCAGGAGUGGAUAAGACCACGAUCAUCUGGGAUGCACAUACUGGUGAAGCCAAGCAGCAGUUCCCUUUUCAUUCAGCACCGGCACUGGACGUGGAUUGGCAGAGCAACAACACCUUUGCCUCUUGCAGCACCGAUAUGUGCAUUCAUGUCUGUAAAUUAGGACAAGAUAGGCCUAUUAAAACAUUCCAGGGACACACAAAUGAAGUAAAUGCUAUCAAAUGGGACCCAACUGGUAACCUUCUGGCCUCCUGUUCUGAUGACAUGACUUUAAAGAUAUGGAGUAUGAAACAAGAGAGUUGUGUCCAUGAUUUGCAAGCACAUAAUAAAGAAAUUUAUACCAUCAAAUGGAGUCCAACCGGACCAGGAACAAACAAUCCAAACGCCAACCUCAUGUUAGCCAGUGCAUCCUUUGAUUCUACUGUUCGGUUAUGGGAUGUGGACCGGGGCAUCUGCAUCCACACCUUGACAAAACACCAAGAGCCUGUGUACAGUGUGGCUUUCAGUCCUGAUGGCCGGUACCUGGCGAGCGGCUCCUUUGACAAGUGUGUGCACAUCUGGAAUACGCAGACUGGUGCCCUAGUUCAUAGCUAUAGGGGAACAGGUGGAAUAUUUGAGGUUUGCUGGAAUGCAGCAGGAGACAAAGUUGGAGCCAGUGCAUCAGAUGGUUCAGUUUGUGUGCUAGACCUACGGAAAUAGUGCUCCUAGUUGGAAGCCAUGGACCGACUAUGAAUGUGUACAUAGCCAAAAUGACUGUCCCUGACCCGUGUCCUGCUCUAGUCCCACUGAACCAUGGCCAGUCCACUACAGCCAAACCUAAAAGAAAUCUCGACAUACACUGUAUAGAAACAAAGCAAAAUUACACCCUGAAGAGGAUGACAGAAUUUUGUCACAGCUUGUGAAUCCUGUUCACCAAGUGCUGGCAUCUUAUCUGCUGUGCCCCCAAAUUGCAUUCAGAAGCUUGGGAUAGGAAAAGCAGAAGAGGAAAGGAACGAGACUAUACAAAAGCAGACCGUGCGUGCACCAAAUCGGGAGACAAACGGCAGCCUUCCCCUCUCUCCCCACCCCCUACCUUCCCCAUCUAAUCAAUAGGAUGGAUCAUGUUCUUUUUUUUUUUUCCUUAAUGAGCAGUUUAUGUGUACAGAGAAAAUGGAUACUUGUAAACACGCAGCCAUGGGUUGUUUCUUGCUUUUCAAACAUUCUUUUUGGGUUUUGUUUGCCGGAAGUAAGGGAGUAAAUCUGUUUCUUGUCUUUAUUUUUUCACCUUUUAAACAUAAAAAAAAAUUAUUUUAAAAAACAUUUUAAUGCAUUCUUUUGAAGAGGCCAAGUGAUGCUUGGUGUAUUCUGUGGCUCUCAGAGCACGUUUUCCAUUGGUUGUGUAUUGGGGUGAAGGGUGAUUUUAGAAAAAUAUAUCUAAAAUAUGACAUUGGUCAUGUUAAUCAAGAAAGUACGUUAUUGGUAAAGGGUAUUCUGCUCUGGUUUUUCUGGCGGUGUGGCUGAAAUGCAGAAGUUUCUUAUUUGGGACAUAUUUCUGCCAAACUUAAGAAUCGAAGGGCACAAUAUUUUUUUUUUUAAUUUACAAAUACAAGAGCUGCAUUAAAAGAAAAAAUCUUGUUGCUUCGAGACCAUAGCUAAUUAUGGUUUAGUUGUGCACUAUUGUGAAAAGGAGCAAAGUAGCAUUCUGGGGUUUUUUGUUUUGUUUUGUUUUGUUUUUAAGAGAUAAAAAUCUUUCUGGACGAGGGUUUAUUAGCUUCUACCAGGAGUAUCCAUCAUAUGUGUAGGAGUUCUGAUAUAUAAUGUAACCAAAUUCCAGUAUUAAAACAAUUUCUCAUGUCAAUUUUCUUUAUAUAAAUCAAAAUACCUUUGGCAUAUAUUUGAUAACACUGCCAUUAUGUGGCAAAAUGUUUACUACCUUAGUUUCAAAAGAAAUCUUUAGAACAGAAGACUUGCUUUAAGGUGUGUUCAAAUAGCAGUGAUUCAGCUUAUUAAAAAAAUAAUACUUGCACUAAUGUCUCUGCUGCUCUGAUUCUGCAGUUUAUUAUAACUUAUGGCUAUUUUUUUUCAAGUAUAAGUAGGUGUAAGCUGCUAUUUUUUUUAUUAAUCACUACUAUAUUGUCCUUUAGUCUGUUUACAAUAUCAAAUAUUUUUUCUCAACAGAUAGCAAACUUUUGUUCCGCUCACGUGACUAAAGUAUACCGAAAUUUCUUUUGUAAAUUCAGCACCUCCUAUUUGUGUGUGCUGUUGAAAGGGGUCACUUCAUGUUUCAUGCCAGAUUCCAGGGCUAUAAAUUUCAAAGAAGUAUAGUUGUUAAAUUUUUGUCACAAAUGUUUUAAUUAAGGGAUGGCUUCUAUCACAGAGCUUUGCAAAGUUAACCAUUUUAUAACACUAUUUCAAUCACUAAUAAUUUUGUGACUAUUAUUGCUUUAAAAAAAGUUAAUCUACUUUUUCUUAGUUUAGGCAUAAAUUGAUUUAACCCAAAUAAUGCAGCUUUUUUUGCCAUUGAUUUUCUGCUAUUUUUACAAACUAAUAUGACUUGAAGCAAGUCUUCAUUUUGCUAAGGUAGGAUAACAUUGGCCUUUGGUAAAGAGAAUACACUUAAUUCCACAUUCAUUGUUCUCUAUGUACCCCAGUUAUUAGUGGGGAAUCUAUUCUAAAUCACAGCAUUUUUUAAAAAUCAUAUCCAGAAAGGCAGUCAUUCAUGAUGUUUCCGUGCCAGCUCUUUUUAGGGUUUUGGAACACAUGACAGAUGUUUGGAACAAUUACCCUGUGAGUUAUGUAGGAAACCUCAUAGACUGAGCAUCUGGCGCUUGGACAUCCUGCUUUUAUUGGUGGAGGUCUGUGUCUGUGGCUGACCUCUGUUGUUGUUUAAAAAAAAAAAAGUAAAAAAUAAAAAAAAUCUGUGCAAUAAUUUUUAAAUGUGCUCCCAGGAAUAGACACAAAUGUUUUGAAUAUGUUUAAGCUGCGUUUUCCUUUAGCGAUGCAUUUGUCAAUUGCACUGAAUUUAAAUCUGAAAGUCAGAGGUGAUUAUUGAUAGGACUUUUGUAUUUUGAUAUGGACGAUUUAUUCAUUUGCAUACAGUUAUUGACUGGUUUUUUCAGCCAAUUAUAAAAAGAUAGUCAAGGAAUUCUGCAAUAUGGCUGCCAGAGUAGACAGCUACAUUUUUAUGCUCUUGUCAUUUUUCCUUUUUUGAUCUUUGGCUCUUUUCCUUACAGAAAACAUCCAUAAUAGGAACCCUACACAGUUACAAAUACAGAGCUUUAUUACCCUGAGGUCUCGUCUUACUGAGAGGUAUCCACGUAGGAGGCCUGGGCUCUUAAUGAACAUGGGAUUAUUUAUUUAUUUUUGCUGCUGUUCUCAAUAUCAUCAUUGCCUGCUGAUGUGCCACGAUGCUGCUCCUAAGCUGUUUAAAAAAGAGAGAAAGAAAGAGAGAGUCUAGAGCAUAAAUGUACUGGCCAGCCUUGCAAAGUACUGUAUUUAUGGAGUUCCUGGUUUGUGUCCCCCUUCCUUUUCCCCCUCUCCUCUUCUUAUCUCUCCCCCCCCCCCCCAUUUUCCCAAGGGCCGAUGACUGAAAUGGUGGUAGUUCUUCUGGGAGAAUAUGAUCAUACUCUGAUCUGAAUAAGAUUAUGCUCUGAUCAUUUUAGUAUAAGCUACACUGAUGAAUUUGUUAUCAUAGGGAAGGAGCUGAAAACUUGGGGGACUAGUUGGUUAAGAGAGAAAGUCAAACCAGAGGAGCUGUUAAGUUUCCCAUUCAUUCCUAAAGCGUACGCAGGAAUCUCAUUGUCCAUGUCCAUGUAGGGAAGGAAGCCACGCUUUCAUGUGUUUGUUACCUUUUCUAUUCGUGUGGAUCAGGUCACAUCAUUGACUUUCUGAUGUAUUUUAGGCCAUGAUAAAUUUUAAGUAGUUCUUAGGUUAUUAUCGAUAAUCCAGUUGUGAUGAGCAGUUCUGUAGUGUUAGAUAUGAUUUAGGAUGAAACAUCUUUUACAAAUACUAAAAGUGCCUCCCUUUGUGGUUUAACAACUAAUUAUGGUGCAAAAUGCAGGAAUCACCAGAUGGAAGCAGUACAGGAAGGUUUCUUGCUUUUUGACCUGCACAAAUGUCAAGAGAAAGGCCAAAGAUUUGUGCUGAUUUACCUUCACUUUUAAAGCACUCCUUUUUUUUUUCCUUUCCCUGCUUGAUGUCCACAUAGAUUAUUUAAUGAGAGAUGACUAUUUUUAAGGAACUAGCUUUGUUUAGGGUUGGUUGAGGGUCUAAUUAUAGUUGGGAAAUAGACAGGCCUGAAGGGCAAUAUAUGUCCAGGCCUUUGCAGAGGGAUUCUGUGUGAAUCAUAGGGAGCUGAUGUGGGCAAAGGGGAAUUGGGGUUUCACGAGAUGAGCAGAACCGAUGUCUCAGAUCUCGCUCAGUGCCAUUUACUCAAUUAGGAGCAAUUCUCAUUUUCCUCAGCUCAGGGCGUGGCGUGUCAUGUUUCUCUGCAUAUCCUGCGUUCUGCUCCAACUUGUUGCAGACAGUACUUGGGUGACAGACACAUGCAUACUACUAGUAGGUCACAUCCAAAAGUUCCCAGGAAACCCUCUUUUUGGUGGACCAACAUUGUGGCAUGGCAGCAAAUGCCAUAUUUAGGGAACAGCAGCAAAUCAACAAGAGACCCUGAUAGGGGUGAAAGGUGGGGAGGGAAGUUAGGAAUGACCUUUUCUUCCAGUGAUAGCUCUGAAGUAUCACAAUUCAGUAUCAAAAGGUUUUUGUUUUUGUUUUUGUUUUUGUUUUUCUUAAACAUAAAUCUGGUUAAAGGUAGAGAAGAGAAUUUUUUAAGUGAGGAGAAGUUCAAGUUAUGUUGGGGUUGUUCCUUUUUUUUUUUUUUUUCCAUACACUGAUUUAGAGAUAGAGCAUCUUAGAUCAGUAGUCUGAGGAGGUAUAGCAUUCUGUUCCCGCCUCUAAGUUUACAAUGUUGAUGCAGGGUGACGACUUAGGGCAUGCCUUUUUUCCUAGUAAGCUAUUUCAUAAUGUUUUUUGGAAUUUGUGGAUAAGUUCAGGAAAACAUUCUGCAUGUUGUAUCUAGUCCAGUGUACUUAUCUAUUUCUUUCUUUCUUUUUCUUUUUUUUUUUUUAAGGCUGCAUUCUGUGGCUCUAUAAUCCUUGAAUACAGAAGUAAAUUUUUUUUUCUCUCCUGACUUUGACAUUGUAGUUGUAAUGGUUUAAUUUUGAUUUUACAAAUCCUUUGGGUCUAAUUCUGUGAGCCUACCUAUAGCACUGGAUUCAAACGUCUGCAUCAUUUCUUUAGUUAUCCAGUUAACUUACAACUGUUGUCAAAGUGUAAACCAGCCCAUGACAGUUUUUUGUACUUGUUAAAGGACUUUUAUUCAGUUUUCAUGAUUAUUGUCUGAGGAAGACUGAUAGAGAUGUUCUAGGCUGUCCUGGACCAUGUGAAUUACACUUAGGAUCUAUUUUGGUUCUACAUCACAAUGGCUUACCCCAACGCCCCCAUCCCUUGGAGGCAUAUGUCCCUGUUGCAGUUUCCAUUUGCAUUGUAUUGCUCUGACAACUGUAAUUUGAAUCAGAUCUGAAAAGAGGUCCAGAAUAAAAUAUAUUUUGAUAUUAUGUUGGCUGUGUAUAUAUAUAUAUAAAUAUAUAUAAAAAUAUAAAUAUAAAUAUAAAAUUUUUGAUACAUAUGUAGUUUGUAUAGAAUAUUUACUGGUAAAGAGAGAGGGGUGUUAUAAUUUUUUCUUGUUUACAAUUUCCUGUUUACAUUUGACUUGAUUUUUAUUCCUUUCAUGUUCUAUUGUAGAAUAAACUUAUUUUGCUCUAAGUUAGCUAUCAUAACAGAGCAUGUCGAUUGUCUCACAUGUACCCAUGUAAAAUAGAGAAGAACUUCCACCAAGAAAUUAGAAACUGUCAUGGUGUUUUUUCAAGUUGCAUGGGCACAAUUUCCAAACAAUCCCACUCCUUAUACCCAGUUGCCAAUGGGCACUUUUCCAUUUAGUACAAUAUAAUUAAUAGUGUUGAACCACUGAGGAUUAUAAGAUGGGACCUUAAAUUAAUCUGGAUUUUACUCUCUUUUGUAUUACUAAAGCAAGCAUCUAGUCAUUUGAGGGCUAGUCAGUUGUUAUGAAUUAUUUUCAGUAAAACAGCAUUGUAACAACAAGCUCUUAACUGUGUCAUGGAACAACACCAACGGGUCCUUGGGUUCAGUCAGUCUUCCCGAGCUCUACUAGAGUAACAAAAAAGGAUCUUUCUUGUGUCCGAGAUGCUGUGCUCUCCCAUACACAUUCUUUGGCCCAACUCCUUGUGAAAGUUUAAAACGAAUACCCUUUUUUGGUGCCAUCCUCAGCUGGUCAGGUAUACUAGGCCCUUUAAAACAGACUAAAUGAUAAUUUGACACUAUGUCUGAAGAUGUCAUCCAUCAGGCUAAUAUUAGUUUCUGAUUUUUCAUUGAAGUUAACCUAAACCUUUUUAACUCUCCCACAGAAGUAUUUCCAUAUCAUUGGUCCUUGUGUGCAUGUGAAUGUUUACGUAAUCAUCCUUUCCCUUAAAACUUUGGAGUUGAAUUCAGUACUCCAAUAAAAGCAUAACUGUUUACAACUAUUACUUGACCAUAACCUUAGCCUAUGUUAGGAAAACUACAGUUAUCUUUUUCAGACAGCCUUUCUCAAUCAGUGGCUUCCCUUUGCUUGCAUGACACAGACUGUAGCCAAUCCAUUACAUAUUAAGCCUUUGAAAUGGAACUGAGGAUCACUAGUGGAGAGUUCCACAUAUACUCAUGGUACAACUAAUUGCUUCCAGUCAUAAGCAAAGAUGGGGAUAUUUUUGGUUUCCUCACUAUUAUACAUUAUAGUUCUUAUAUGUCAAAUGAGGUUUUACUAUUUUCCCAACAUAUUUGUGUGCAAAUAAGUUUUAUGGUGCCUCUCACUACAGUAUCUAGGUUUAUUAUCAGUAUCUCCAAAUCAUCGAUGAAAUGUUAACCCUCUACUUGUUUCUGUGCUUCUUAUCAAAUGUCAUAUCUCCACGCUGAUUUGUUCUAGCUUGUAAUAUUUUGUAUUAAAAUUUUUAUAGGAAUUCCUUGAAA